UAGAGCAUCACACUCACACAGCGCUCCAGACAAGCUCCCCAUACUGACUGCCACAGUCGCCACAUCGAGCCCUAUAAAUCUAAUCCGCGACCUCAUUUAUGCAACUCCCCAUCAUUUGCUCCAUCUCACAAGAAUAUUUUCCUGUGCAAUCUCGUGCUAGCUGCUGGUGUUUCUUUCAGACAUGGCUAACGGCAUCCUUCUGACAAGGGCGCCGGCAGCACUAACGGUGGCGUUCCUGCUGCUCCUCGGAACAGUCGGCGUCUCCGUGAACGGUCAGCUCCAGUUCGGGUACUACUCCGAUGAGUGCCCUGGCGCCGAGGAUAUCGUCACCGCCGUCGUCCAGCAGGCCGCUGCCUCCGACGCCACCAUCCUCCCCGCACUCGUGCGCCUCCAGUUCCACGACUGCUUCGUUAGGGGCUGCGACGCGUCGGUGCUGAUCACGAGCACGGGCAGCGCUGCGGAGGUGAACAACAACAAGCACCAGGGCCUCCGCGGCCAAGACGUCAUCGAAGCCGCCAAGGCGGCGAUCGAGGAUCAGUGCCCCGGCGUCGUCUCCUGCGCCGACAUCAUCGCCCUCGCCUCCCGGGACGCCAUUGCCAUGACGAACGGGCCGUCGUUCCAGGUGCCGACGGGGCGGCGGGACGGGCUGUCGUCGAACCUCCGCGACGCCGACGUGCUGCCGGACGUCAGCGACUCCAUCCAGGUGCUCCGCAACAAGUUCGCCGCCAGUGGCCUCAACGACCGCGACCUUGUCCUCCUCACAGCGGCGCACACCAUCGGCACGACGGCGUGCUUCUUCGUCAAGGACCGGCUGUACGGCUACCGCGGCGGCGCGGGGUCGGACCCGUCGAUCCCGGCGCCGUUCCUGUCGGAGCUCAAGUCCCGGUGCGCGCCUGGCGACUUCAACACGCGCCUGCCGCUGGACCGCGGCAGCGAGUUCAGCUUCGACGACAACAUCUACCGCAACAUCCGGGCCGGCCUCGUCCCCAUCGCCUCCGACGCGGCGCUCGACGCCAGCAACGCCACCGCCGGGCUCGUCGCGUCCUACCUCGGCGCCGCGGCACCCAGCUUCGCGCAGGACUUCGUGGGCGCCAUGGUCAAGAUGGGCACCAUCGGCGCCAUCACCGGCGACGCCGGCGAGGUCAGGGACGUCUGCUGGUCCUUCAACGCCAACUGAUCGACCGACCGACCGACCAAAGCUCGCGUCAAAAUUGUUGCAACUGUACAUUUUCUUGGGGAAACGUGAAUUCGUUCAUGUAAAUUGGCAAUGUCAAGAUAUAUAUACAAUAUAUACUCCGAUACUGAUAUGCAUUAUCGGGAUAGUGUUGGGAUUACGGUUGCGUUUUUGUUGCAUUGAUGUAUGAUCGAGUUGUUAACAACUUGUUUGAUUCAUAGUGGCAAGAACAUGCAGCAAUUAAUGGGUCAGAAAAAGAACUUGCAGAAAAGAAGACAGCCGGUAGGAGUACGUAAUCUGGAUUAAGUUGUCCUACUAAUGUGUUGGUAUGAGCUGUCUAAUUAAUGUUCCCAAAGAAAA
Lolium perenne is the source of this 1534-nucleotide messenger RNA. Its product is annotated as peroxidase 43. Lineage: Eukaryota; Viridiplantae; Streptophyta; Magnoliopsida; Poales; Poaceae. Gene Ontology annotation, molecular function: peroxidase activity; heme binding. Gene Ontology annotation, biological process: hydrogen peroxide catabolic process; response to oxidative stress. The record is from RefSeq and is a predicted model, not a curated record.